Messenger RNA from Daktulosphaira vitifoliae (grape phylloxera), 4854 nucleotides. It is a transcript of the gene rempA, whose product is annotated as intraflagellar transport protein 140 homolog. The record is from RefSeq and is a predicted model, not a curated record. Lineage: Eukaryota; Metazoa; Arthropoda; Insecta; Hemiptera; Phylloxeridae. Gene Ontology annotation, biological process: intraciliary retrograde transport. The coding region runs from base 54 to 4196 and encodes 1380 amino acids. Gene Ontology annotation, cellular component: intraciliary transport particle A; axoneme; ciliary basal body. Gene Ontology annotation, molecular function: protein binding. The transcript is spliced from 21 exons.
AUAUUAGUUUAUUAAAAAGUUAUAUAUAAUUUAAAAUUUUAAUAUUUGUAAAUAUGAGUUUAUAUUUUGAUUUCAAAAUAAAGACGAAUCCUAUUAAUGACGUAUCUGGUAUAGUUUAUCAUAAUCAACUUAGUUUAUUAGGAGUAAUAUCUUAUUCUUCAGAGAAACAAUGUCAUCUUUUAAUUUGUGAUGAAAUUGGAGAUGAACUCUUCUCAUGUUACAUUCCAAAUUUUUGUCGUGCUAUUGCAUAUUCUUGGCAUCCUACCCAACGUACAUUAGCAAUUGGUUCAGAAGGUGGAGAAAUAUGUUUGUGGAAUGGUGGUUCAAUAAAAGUUCUUGAAUCAAUUCAUACAGAAUCAUUAGCAUUUAUGGUGUGGUCACCACUAGGGGGUUGUUUAGUUAGUGGCGACCAAACAGGCAUUGUAGUAGGAUGGAAAUCUGAUUGUAGAGGUUUACUUCAAUUGAAAUAUAAAAUAAACUUGCAUAAUAUUCUAACAAAAGCAAUUUCAUUUCGAUGUGGGAAACCUGCUACUGAUAUUUCUAAUUUGGCUAAGUUGGCUGUUGCUGGUGAUCAAAAUGCUUUAGAUAUAUUUAGUUCCUGGCGCCCAAAAACUACAUCACAUACUCAGACUGUAACAUCAGACAACUUAACUUUUUAUUGUACUUCAGCUACAGGUCAUAUAUAUUAUAUUGAGGAAAAUGGAGAAUUAAACAAAGUUUAUUCAUCAAAUUCACCUAUUUUGAAAAUUUUGUGUCAUGAAUUAAAAGAUAUUUGUGUUAUAGUUUGUGAUGAUCAUACUUUGAGUCAUCAAAUAUGUCAUAAGGAUGGUUCAUUAACUGAAGUAUCAAAAAUAAAGCUAAACGGAAUCACAAAUGAUUCUUGUGUAAUUUGGGCAGGGCCAUCAUUAUUGGCUUGUACUACAAAUGAUCUAUCAAUUCGCUUUUGGGAUAUUGAAUCAGGAAAUAGUUACAAUUUAAAUGCCUUUCCAAUAUUGAAUAGUUCAAUACCUAAACAGACAUUUACAUCAAUCAUUUAUUCUAAAGAAAAAGGUUUGUGUGCUGCUACAAAUUUUGGAAAUAUAAUCAUUUGGCGAUUUAAUGAACAAACUGAAGAUGAGUGGAAUAUCCAGGGUUCUUGUAAAAUAAAUGAUAAAAUAAAAUAUUGUGUUUGGGGCCUAUCAAAUGUAGCAAUAUUGGCUUUUAAUAAUAUAUAUAUAUUGUGUGAACACGAACUUCUAGCAGUUUAUUACAAUCAAGUUGCUAUUACUCAAACAUCUGCUACUAAUUUGACUGUUUAUAAUUUUACAACAUAUGAUUCCUUUCAUUUUGAUAGUAAAAUUCAAGUUUUUGGGAUUGCACUUACAUAUGAAUAUGUUACAUUAUGGAAUGGUAAAAUAGUUCAGGUUUAUAAUAUAAAAUCUAAAGAACAUCAUGCAUUAGUUGGUACUUUUGCUUGUGAUGUUCAAGAAAUUAACAUAUAUGAUAGAAUUUUAAUUGUUGCUGAAAAUGAUGGUAAAUUGCAAAUUAGAACAUUUCAAGGUACAAUCAAACAAACAUUGUCUAUAGAUGCACCAACGUUAUGCAUGGCAUUGAACAAUUCUUAUUUAGCAGUUAUAACUAUUUCUGGGGUUAUUCAUGUUUGGGACUUAAAUAGAAGGGAAGCAAAAUCUAUUUGUCAUCCUAAAGAUAUUAUUUCUAACAUGAAUAAUUUUGGAGAAGCAAUUCAGUUGCGUAUUAAUAGUAAUGGUUCAAAGAUAUCAUUUACUGCUGCCAAUCAAAGUUUUAUUCCUAUGCCAUGUUUAUAUAUUUGGGAUCGUAAAUUAGAUUUGAUAAUAGAAAAAAAUUUUGAGAACAAAAAUAAUAAAUUUAAUGACACUCAAUUUAUUGUAUCACAUCAUUGGGAUGUCAAUGAGCCACACCUUUUGUUUUGUGAAGCACGAACAUUCAGAAAAUUAGAAAAAAAAAAAAUUGAUACAACUACAUAUAAUUCAAUUUCAAAAGAAAGACUCAAUAAAUUAACUUAUUCUUCAAUAAUUUUAAGUAUGUUUUAUAUUGAGCAUAAAGGUGUUAUUAUGCAAGAUAUUAUAACACAUACAAACAAUUUAUAUUCACUCAUUGGAUUAGACACACCACAUUACUUCGUACUUACAAAACAAAAAUCUGAUAGUUUAAAAGUUGACUGUUUAUUAAUGAAAGAAUUUGAAGGUAUCGAUAGUUUGACUGAAGAUAUUCGUAAAGCUAUAAUGAAUUUUAGUUAUAACUUAUGUCUUGGUGACAUAGAUCUUGCAUUUGAUUUUAUAAGCAAUAUAAACAAUGCUGAAAUAUGGACAAGUCUUGCUAAAAUGUGUGUGAAAACUAAGCGCAUAGAUGUUGCUGAAAUAUGUCUAGGUCAUAUGAAAGAUUGUAGAGGUAUUGCUAUUAUACGAUCAAUGUCAUCAGAAAAAGAACUUGAAACUAAAGUGGCUGCUCUAGCAAUGCAUUUAGGAAUGAAUGAUGAAGCUGAAGAAUUGUUGAAGACUUGUCAUCGUUAUGAUCUGCUGAACAAAUUUUAUAGAUCAUGUAAUCAAAUAUCUGCCUCAUUGAGUGUAGCUGAAACUAAGGAUCGAAUACAUCUUAGAAAUACUUACUACCAUGUUGGACGUCAUUUAGAAAUUCAAGGAGAUAUAACUAGUGCUGCUAAUAUGUAUUGUAAGGCAGAAACUCAAAGUUAUGAUAUACCAAGGAUGUUGCAAAAUGAUCUUGUUAGCCUGGAAAACUAUAUAAAAAAAAAACAAAGCCCAUUAUUAUUAAAAUGGUGGGCUCAAUAUUUAGAAGGAAACAAUGAUAUGGAGGGAGCAAUUCAAUAUUACAAACAGGCUGGUGAUGAUUUAUCUACUGUACGCAUACUUUGUUAUUUAGGAAAUUUAGAACAAGCAGCUCAAAUUUGUAUGAACUCUACUGAUAUGGCAGCAUCAUGUCAUCUUGCCAGAUCUUAUGAAGUACAAGGCUUACAUGAAGAAGCUGUAAAAUUAUAUGUUAAUGCUAGAGCCUAUAUAAAUGCAAUACGACUAUGCAAGGAACAAUAUUUUGAUGAAAACUUAUGGAAUAUUGCUUUAUUGGCAGGAAGUAAGGAAAAAAUAGAUGUAGCACAGUAUUUUGAACUAAUUUCUCCAGAUAAAUCUAUUAUUUUGUAUCAUCAAGCUGGAUGUUUACACAAAGCUAUUGAUUUAGCUUUUAAAUGUCAAGAUUUUGAUGCCAUAUCAACUAUGUCUCAAGAACUAAAUGUAAAAGAUGACGCUAAUUUACUUGUUAAAUGCUCCACAUUUUUUAUCGAUCAAGGACAUUAUGAUAAUGCUGUUAAUUUAUUAGCUAUGGCUGACCAAUAUGAAGAAGCAAUAGCGCAAUGUCAGCAACACAAAGUUAAUAUUACUGAAUCUCUUUGUGAGAGAUUAACACCAUCAGCAGAUCAUCCCCAACGUUUAAUUAUCUUAGAAAAAUUGGCUGAUUGUGCUUUAUUGCAAGCAAAUUAUCAUAUGGCUGCCAAAAAAUUCACCCAAGCCGGUCAUAAGAUAAAAGCCAUGAAAGCGCUAUUAAAAUCUGGAGACACUGACAAAGUGAUAUUUUAUGCAAAUAUUUCUCGAUUGCCAGAAACGUACAUUAUGGCUGCUAAUUAUUUGCAGUCUCUUGAUUGGCAAGAGCAUCCAGAUUUAUUGAAAACAAUCAUUACUUUUUAUAAUAAAGGAAAAGCAUUAGAUCUUCUGGCAAAUUUUUAUGUAGCUUGCGCUCAGCUGGAAGUUGAUGAGUAUCGAAAUUACAGUAAAGCUGUUGGAGCUUUAUCAGAGGCACUUAAAGUAUUAUCAAAAACCAGUGAUCAAUAUAAAUCACUUUCUGAAAAUAUUGCUAAAAAUAUUACAUUACUUAAAAAGUUUAUUGAUGUAAAAAAGCAAAUUGAAAAGGGAAAUGGCGAUUUAGCAAUGUCAACUUGUCGUCAAAUAUUGUCUGCCUCUAGUUUAGAUAUUAUAAGAUAUGGAGAUGUUUAUUCAAUAAUGAUUGAAUAUUAUACAGCACAAGAUGAUAAAAAUAUGGCUAUUCAGUUAGUAAAUGAAUUUCUGUCUCAUACUAAGAAAAAUGAUAAUCUUUUUUAUUAUAUUGAUAAAGGAGUAUGGAUGAAGAAUUUGAAGAGACAUAUGAACAGAUUGAAGAACUCAUGCAAAUAACAGAAUGCAACUCAAACGUAUUUAUCAUAGGUGAUUUCAACGCCUCAAUAAACUCUAGGCAUCAGAAGAAGAAUAGCAUUGGCAAAGCAAGCAUUUUAAAACAGCUUCUCACUAAUAUACAUCUGAGUAUUAGCAUAUGUAAGAAAUUCGUUAAAACAUUUGUCUGGAGUGUGCUUUCAUAAGGCAGUGAAACGUGGACAAUUGACAUGAAAGACAGAAACAUUAGUUAUGGAUAUGGAAAAAAAUGACAAAGACAAAAUGGAUAGACAAGAAAAAAAAUUAGAAAGUGCUAGACGAUGUACGAGAAGAAAGACAGCGAAUGAAGGUGAAUUAAAUCAAGAAAAAUAAAGUUAAUCGGACUAAUCAUCAAGCACAUUGAUUUUAUAAUCAACAUCUUCGAAGGAAAAAUAACUGGAAAGAAACCAAGAGGACGCCUAAAGAAACAAUAUUUUGAAAAUAUCCUGGAACUCAUGAACUGUGCAUCUUUUGUUUCUCUGAAGAAUUUGACGUCAAACAAAGAGGAGUGGCUCAACAACAAGGCAUUGCCUUGAUGAUGAUAUUUCAAUUGUUAUUAUUUAAAAAAAUUUUCUAAAAAUUUGCCCAACAACAAUUAUAAAAUACAUUCAAAUAACUUAUAUUAUGAUUUUAAUGUGAAAUU